This is a messenger RNA of Entamoeba histolytica HM-1:IMSS, 885 nucleotides long. RefSeq names its product mutT/nudix family protein. Gene Ontology annotation, cellular component: cytosol. Gene Ontology annotation, molecular function: NADH pyrophosphatase activity. The record is from RefSeq and is a predicted model, not a curated record. Bases 1 to 885 code for a protein of 294 amino acids. Lineage: Eukaryota; Evosea; Mastigamoebida; Endamoebidae. The transcript has a single exon. Gene Ontology annotation, biological process: NAD+ catabolic process; NADP+ catabolic process.
AUGCAACGAUUAGAUAGUAUUAGAGAGGCUAUUGGAAAUGACCAAAUAGAUAAAUUACUUCCAACAUUAAAAGCAACAAAUAAACAAAUAAUAUUUGUAUGUUAUAAUCAAAUGGGAAACCCAAAUAUUAGAGAUGGAAGUGCUUUUUAUACAGAAAAGGAAAUGAUAGAAAAUAAUAUUAAAAUUAUUGUUUAUAUGGGAACAACUGAAGAUAAACAAUACGUUGCAGUUGAAACUGAACAUGCUCCAGUUGGAAGUAUUUCAAUGAAUUUAACUGAAUGUAUGAAAUUAGAACAUACCAUGUGUGAUAUUAUUGGAUUUGGAAGUGCUUUAAUAAAAUUUAAUCAACGUUUUAGUUAUUGUCCACGUUGUGGAAAUAAAAUGAAGUAUGGGGGAUUUGGAACUCAUAUGGAUUGUGGAAGUUGUAAAAAUAUGGUAUUUCCAAGAACAGAUCCUUGUAUUAUUGUUGUUGUACGUCAUCCAACAGAAAAAAAAUGUUUAUUUGUUCGUAAAUCAAUUAUGCCAGAAAAACGAUAUACUUGCGUUGCUGGAUUUCUUGAAGUAGGUGAAUCUGCUGAAGAGUGUGUUACUAGAGAAGUUUGGGAAGAAGUCCAUUUACAUGUUAAAGAUGUUAAAUAUGUUACAAGUUCUGGAUAUCCUCUUCCUGGAGCGAAUCAGAUAAUGCUUGGUUAUGAAGCACAAGCAAUAGAUAGUGAGAUUGAUAUUAUUCCUGGAAAUGAAUUAUGUGAAGCAUUUUGGGUCAAUGAAGAAGAAGUUAAACAAGCUAUAAAUGAAUCAAAAAAACCAAAACCAGAAGGGAGAUAUACUGUUCCACCAACUUAUAUUGCACAUCAAUUAUUCCAAUAUUGGGUGAAUCAUAUGUAA